AUGGCAAAGGGUUUCCAUUCUGCCACAGAGUGGCUGCUGCCCGAGAGAAAACCUCCCAAAGGUGCCUUCACCAUUGACAGUCUUCUUGGGUUGGGGGAGAGUCGGCAACAGUCUCCAACAAUAACUCUUUAUCGCCCGUGGGUUGAGCUCAACAUUACAGCUUCCGCAAGGCCGACCCCCAACCCCUGUGACCCUCUACCUGUCCUGAGGGGUCAGACAGUGUGUGCCAAGCUGUGCCCUGGGGCAGACUGGCUCAGUCACCCACACAACUGUAGCUGGUACCGAGGGCGGAGAGCCAGGACUGUGUUCAGCAGGAGCCAGAUUGAAGUAUUGGAGGAAGCAUUUCGUCGGAAUUGUUACCCAGGGAUAGAUGUUCGUGAACAACUUGCUCACAAGUUGACUCUCGAUGAAGACAGAAUUCAGAUCUGGUUCCAGAAUCGUCGAGCAAAGCAGAAAAGAUCUCACCAUGAAUCUCAGUUUCUGAUUGUGAAAAACGCACUGAUGUCCGGUUCAAUUGUACCCAAACAGGAGGAGAAACAUGAACAUCAAAGCAUCUAA
Molecule: messenger RNA, 558 nt
Organism: Callorhinchus milii (elephant shark)
Lineage: Eukaryota; Metazoa; Chordata; Chondrichthyes; Chimaeriformes; Callorhinchidae
Gene: hesx1
Product: HESX homeobox 1
Exons: 4
Coding region: 1-558 (185 amino acids)
Biological process (GO): regulation of transcription by RNA polymerase II; forebrain development; pituitary gland development
Cellular component (GO): nucleus
Molecular function (GO): RNA polymerase II cis-regulatory region sequence-specific DNA binding; DNA-binding transcription repressor activity, RNA polymerase II-specific
Source: RefSeq, a predicted model, not a curated record